AUGAAGAGACCAUCAGGUAUACCGGACGAUCUAUUUGCCACCCUCCAAGGCGGAGCUUCUGCAGGAGAACCCCGACCAGGGGCGGCGGGGAACUCUGGGCGCGGCAGAACGCUCCAGCGAUCAUCGGGCAGCUACAGCUCCGGCGGAGAGUCCAGCUCCUCGGCCUCCUCCGCCUCUUCGCCCUUGCCGACCGCGGCGAGGCGGACCGAAGAUAGAGCCAGCCCGGCCGCUGCCGCUGGUGCUACUGCUGCGGUUGCUUCCCCCGCUGCCGCCGCCGCCGCCGCCGCCGCCGCCGUGACACCGAGAUCUUUCCUUCGAACCCCCCACGAUCAGUCCUCGCGGGCGCUCGGCCGCUCCCCGUCGGCCUCCUCCUCGGCGGGCAAAACGGGGGGGAGCGACGCGUCGUGGUCCUCUUCUAGGGGGGGGGGCUCCGCGGUGUUGUCGGCCUUCGCCACCGAGUCGGCACGGAGACGAGGCUCCCUGGGCGGGGGAAGCAGGGGGUCGGGGAGCAGGCUCUCGGUCGGGAGUGGGUUUUCCGUCGGCAGCAGCUCGCCGGGCGCUCUGAACGGAUCGUCCCACAUCGCUCUCAAAGCAGCAGCGGAGGGGGACGAGGCGGCCGUCCUGGCUUUUCUCGAUGCUGGCGGCGACGUCAACACCAAGAGCAAGAACGGAGCGAGCACCCCGCUGACCCGAGCGGCUGCCAAAGGGCACCUCGGCGUCGUCAAGCUGCUGCUGGAGCGGGGAGCGGCGGUAAACAUCCCCGGGAGGGGUGGUCUCACCGCUCUGCACGAAGCGGCUGGGUGCGGCCAGGACAAGAACGGCCAACGGCCCGACGCGAUGGCGGUGGACCACGAGUCGCGAGCGCUGCUGCGGGACGCCCGUUGCGCUGUUCGCGAAUACGCUGUUGGGGAUAACGUUAUCGCAUCGCUUCGGCGUGAGCUGGAAAACCUGGAGGCGGAGGUGGAGGGAGCCAAGGCCAAGGUCAAGGAAGAGGCGUCCCGGCGUGUGGAGUUAGAGAUCGAGCUCGAGACGCUCAGGGCACGCAUGGAAGAACUUCAGAAGCAGGCGUCCACCUCCUCGAGGGUAGACGGAAGCCAGAGCCCUAAGGUCCCCAGGGUGAGGGCGCCAGAUUUUUUUCAAGAGUGA
Messenger RNA from Ectocarpus siliculosus, 1146 nucleotides. NCBI's taxonomy places the organism in Eukaryota, Phaeophyceae, Ectocarpales, Ectocarpaceae. The record is from the annotation of a GenBank genome assembly.